UUCACAUCUUUCCUUAUUCAAAACGAAGACGCUUAAUGCACGCAUACGUGUUUAUAUUUUCUUAAACCCGGCGUCCAAGAAUGAACGCUGUUUGUAAAGCUCAUUUUCAGUCAUUGAACUAUUCACGGAAGUUAGUGGUUAAUCGGAUGAAACGUGAACCUACCAGAUUUGGUAGAAUCUCGAGCUUUAAUAACCAAGUAUUAUUAUUGCCUUCUAGUCAUAUGUCAUUCUCCAAAUUAAAUGUACCAAGUUCCGCCACUACUCGCCGUCUUCAUGUAUUAGCUGAUGAAGAUCGAUACGAUGUCUCAUCCACUGAAAUUCGAAGAGUUAUUAAAUCUCAUUUUGGUGGUUACCAAGAAGGAUUCACUUGUGUGACUGUCAACUGCCCAUCAUGCAACACACUAUCAUCCACCACCAAAGAGGCCAGCAACGACCUUGGCAAAUUGCACAUCAAUUUGAGAACAGGCUAUUCUUUCUGCACACGUUGCUUUCUGUCUGGACCUUGGUCUAGUUUAGCAUCAUACAUGAAAGCCCUAGGUGUAUCUAAACUAAAAUCUGAGAAGACAAAAACAUGUCCACCUAGCAUAACCCAACACCUGUCACAGUAUACUCCCACCACAGCAGAGACUAAUGAAAUGAGACGGCUUUGGAAUUCAGCACAGCCAAUCCAUUCUUUGUCAGAAGAGACCCUGGUCCCAUUUCUGGACAAAUUACGUCUCGGGGACGUAUCGAUGGAAACGCUGGAGAAAGUGGGUGCUAAAAUCAACCUGAAUCUCGAACAGCUCAUUCUUCCUUGUCUAACGUCGAAAGACGCCCCGUUUCACAGCAUAAAGAUAAUCACCCCUAAUCAUAAUCAAUUAGAAGCGAUUGAACCCGAUCCCGAUACAGAAUUGGAUGAUUAUUGCAGGGUAGAAGAGAAAAACAUCCCUAAACAACAUCCUUGGUUGCUGGGCUACCACCUAGCUAAAAAUAAAGAUGAAGUUAUUGUGACCGCGACGGCCGCUGAUACGCUGACCGCUCUGGACUGUUUGGCCGUUCCGGCCGUUUGUCUACCUUCUGGGAUAUCCAAUUUACCGCUAGCAACAUUGGCUUUCCUGGAAUCCUUCCGUAAAAUCACACUGUGGCUGGACAACGGUGUCCAAGGAGCCGAAAGUGCCCGUGUCUUUGCCAGGAAGCUGGGCGAAAAGCGUUGCCACUUUAUCAGAUCCUCAGAAGAGACACCAUCGGCUCUUCAAUGUCGGAUGAAAGGGAAAAAUGUGGCCCAGGUUCUCAAAACAGCUUUACCCAUGACGCACAAAUCGGUGACGACCUUCUCCAGUUUGAGGAAAGACGUUUAUGCUGAGAUCACGCAGAGCAGCACAGUGGCCGGAAUACGUUGGCGUCGUUUUCCCGCUCUUACCGAUCUGCUCAAGGGCCACCGUCGCGGUGAAUUGACGGUGUUCACCGGGCCGACGGGCGCUGGGAAAACGACGUUCCUCAGUGAGUACUCUCUCGAUUUGUGCAUCCAGGACGUGCGCACCCUUUGGGGCAGUUUUGAAAUCCGCAACGUCCGGCUGGCGAAAAUGAUGUUGCAACAGUUUUCCGGUUUGAUGUUGGAAAGCGAAACUCGUGAAAUGUUCAACGUCGUGGCCGACGAAUUUGAAAAAUUGCCAAUGUAUUUCCUGGCAUUCCACGGCCAGCAAGAUGUCACGUCUGUCCUGGAGGCCAUGUCGCACGCCGUGUACGUGCACGACAUUUCGCACGUCGUCAUCGACAAUUUGCAGUUCAUGAUGGGCACGAGUUCCAGUGAACAUUCGUCGAUGGACCGUUUCUACAAGCAGGACCAGAUUAUCGGGUCCUUCCGCCGCUUCGCCACCGACAACAACGUUCACAUCACUCUAGUCAUCCACCCGAGAAAGGAAGUGGACGAACUGUCGACCAGUUCCAUCUUCGGCGGAGCCAAAGCAUCGCAGGAGGCCGACAACAUAUUGAUACUUCAGGAUAAACGCACGCACGACCCGACCUGUCGCCGUAAAUACCUCGAGGUAGCCAAGAACCGAUACACGGGCGAUUUGGGGGUGAUGCCGUUAGAAUUCCACAAGGAGUCGCUGAGCUUCGCCCCGCGCAAUAAGAGAAGCGCGUCCACCAAAGUGACAGCAGCAGCAACAACGGCAGCCGCCAACAAAGUCAGCCCAUUUACCUCGUCAGCCUUGCAGUCCGGACGAGGUCGAGCGCAGUAGUUGACGAUUUACUACUAUAAAACUGGUCUUGUACAGUAUUUUUCUUUUUUAUGUAUAUACAUAUAGCUGAAAAGAAUCAUUUUUUUUUUUUUAAUUUCUUUUGUAACAAUUGAUUUUCUUCAAAAUUAGAUGCGCGUUGGUGACGGUCAGAAAAUCCAGAAACGAGUUUUUGUUUUAAAUUAUUCAUAUUUAAUUUUGGAAACAGAAAAAAAAAAAAAAUUCAGGUCGAAAGACGAUAAAAGAGAAGAGACUUUCUCCUUUGGUAUUUUCGUUGUUUCACUCUGUGCAUUUUGUUUGACUGUAUAUGGGAUUCCUAGCGACCGUUGCCGUCUUGUGUGGAGAUUUUCAAAGGGACUCCACUUCCAGCAAAACCAACACAACACAAUUUGCGUUGGGUGUUGUCUGUCUCUUUUUUUUUUUUAUUAUUAUUUUUUUUUUUUUUUUGCACGGCCAAUCUCUUCUCUCUUUUCGUCUAUAGAUUAUAACCCCUUUGAAUUACACACACAGACAGUGUGUAGUGUGUCUGUGAGGCUAUAUAGCAACAACAGUAUUUCUUCUUUUACACACUGGUGUAUCCUAUCCCCCAAGCCGCCGCCCCACUGUCUCGUCUUUCUCUUUUCUUUUUCAGGUGUCUAUAGCUUUUUUUGUGUGU
Molecule: messenger RNA, 2871 nt
Organism: Daphnia carinata
Lineage: Eukaryota; Metazoa; Arthropoda; Branchiopoda; Diplostraca; Daphniidae
Gene: mtDNA-helicase
Product: twinkle mtDNA helicase-like
Exons: 10
Coding region: 81-2219 (712 amino acids)
Biological process (GO): mitochondrial DNA replication
Cellular component (GO): mitochondrion
Molecular function (GO): ATP binding; 5'-3' DNA helicase activity; single-stranded DNA binding
Source: RefSeq, a predicted model, not a curated record